Sordaria macrospora k-hell is the source of this 972-nucleotide messenger RNA. RefSeq lists its product as uncharacterized. The record is from RefSeq and is a predicted model, not a curated record. Lineage: Eukaryota; Fungi; Ascomycota; Sordariomycetes; Sordariales; Sordariaceae. Gene Ontology annotation, molecular function: antiporter activity; nucleotide-sugar transmembrane transporter activity. Gene Ontology annotation, cellular component: Golgi apparatus.
AUGGCCAUCAACACCAUAGCCACAGUACUGAUCGUAACUGACAACUCAUUAAUAAACCGGCAGGUCUUCACAAACAAAUCCAUCUUCUCCACCCGCUCCCUCCGGCUAACCCAGCUCUCCUUCGCAACCUUCCACUUCCUCACCACCUACCUGACCCUCUUCCUCCUUUCGCGCCCUCCCCUUUCCCUCUUCGUUCCCCGCUCCAUCCCUCUACGGGACACUCUCCCCCUCAGCAUCGCCAUGUCCCUCAACGUGAUCCUCCCAAAUUUGUCACUAGCCUUUAGCUCUGUGACCUUCUACCAAAUUGCCCGGAUCCUGCUCACGCCGACGGUCGGGGUCAUGAACUAUGUUCUUUAUCGGUCUGUUCUACCGGCGCAAGCCAUAUGGGCUUUGGUCCCGGCUUGUUUGGGGGUGGGGGUGGUUAGUUAUUAUGAUACUUUACCUACUUCUUCUCCUCCUCCUUCUUCUUCUUUCCCAACAACUGGUCCAACAACAGACCAGCCCCUUGGCAUCCUCUUCUCCCUCCUCGGCAUCCUCGCCUCCUCCCUCUACACCAUCUGGAUCGCGCACUAUCACCGCAAAGUUGGUGGCAUCUCCAGCAUGCAGCUACUGUACAACCAAGCCCCCGUAGCGGCCUUUAUGCUGCUUUACGCGAUCCCUUUUGUCGAUGUCUUUCCCAAUUGGAGGGUGGAUGUACCCACGAGCAAAUGGGUGUUGAUACUGCUGAGCGGAUUGUGGGCGAGCUUGAUUAACAUCAACCAGUUUUCCAUCGUGGCAAGGACGGGGCCCGUGUCGAGUACGGUGGUCGGGCAUGUCAAGACUUGCACGAUUGUGGCCCUGGGUUGGGCGGUGGGUGGACGGGCGGUCACGGAUCGAGCGGUGCUGGGGGUGGUGGUUGCGUUUGGGGGGAUUGUUGCGUACUCGGUAGUGAUGCUUAAGAAGAAAGCUAAAGAGGGCGGCCAGAAGUCGUAG